AUGCCAGUCAACGAUGCGAAAUAUAUCAAGGAAGUGUGGGCAGAGAACUUGGAAGAAGAGAUGGCGUACCUUCGUGACUUGGUGGAAGAAUACCCUUAUUUAGCCAUGGAUACCGAGUUUCCUGGUGUUGUUGCCAGACCCAUCGGGACUUUCAAAACGUCGUCCGAUUAUCAUUACCAAACACUGCGAUGUAAUGUGGAUUUAUUAAAGAUUAUUCAGUUGGGAGUUACGUUUGCUGAUCAGUAUGGUAACUUACCCAGUAACAUUUGUACUUGGCAAUUCAACUUUAAAUUCAACUUGUCCGAUGACAUGUAUGCUCAAGAUUCCAUUGAAUUAUUAACAAAGUCCGGCAUUGAUUUUAAAAAGCAUGAGGAAUACGGUAUUGAUGUGGAACAUUUUGGCGAACUCUUGAUUAGUUCUGGAUUUGUCUUGUUGGAUGAUGUCAAGUGGAUUUCGUUUCACAGUGGGUAUGAUUUCGGAUACUUGUUAAAAGUGCUUACGUGCUCCGUUAUGCCAGCCGAUGAAUCAGAAUUUUUCGAGCUUUUAAGAACGUAUUUUCCUUGUAUAUAUGAUAUUAAAUAUUUAAUGAAGAGUUGCAAAAAUCUAAAAGGUGGAUUACAAGACAUUGCUGAUGAUUUACAGGUGGCAAGGAUUGGACCUCAACAUCAGGCAGGAAGUGAUAGUUUAUUAACUUGUACAACCUUCUUUAAAAUGAGACAAAUGUUUUUCGAAGAUAGAAUUGACGAUCAAAAAUACCUGUAA
Messenger RNA from Mucor mucedo, 762 nucleotides. RefSeq names its product ribonuclease H-like domain-containing protein. The record is from RefSeq and is a predicted model, not a curated record. NCBI's taxonomy places the organism in Eukaryota, Fungi, Mucoromycota, Mucoromycetes, Mucorales, Mucoraceae. The transcript has 5 exons. Gene Ontology annotation, molecular function: poly(A)-specific ribonuclease activity; nucleic acid binding. Gene Ontology annotation, cellular component: CCR4-NOT complex; P-body; CCR4-NOT core complex. The coding region runs from base 1 to 762 and encodes 253 amino acids.